Paramisgurnus dabryanus is the source of this 3492-nucleotide messenger RNA. The record is from RefSeq and is a predicted model, not a curated record. NCBI's taxonomy places the organism in Eukaryota, Metazoa, Chordata, Actinopteri, Cypriniformes, Cobitidae.
UUUGCCUAGCUUCUCGGUGAACUACGGGUCUGUGUAAUAAAUGCUGCUCCAUCUGAAAGCAGCUGAUGGCGAUUUAAUACUAAUCACCGAACCGGCUUUACUGAUGACACGCGCAUGAGAAUCGCAGUCGAUUUUUUGCACAGCCCUAGUUAAGAUGUUGAUGAUGAGAGAUGAGAUGGAUGUGCUGUAAAUCAGUAGGAACUGAUCUGUCUAUGCUGGAUAUUGAGGAUUUCAUCACAGAAAUCUCUCAGCUGAGGAAAGAGGUGGCGUUACUGGAGACAAAGCUGAGGUUAAGAGGAGAUGAAGGACUGAAGAGAGAGGAUGUGGAUUGUUGUGAAUCUUCAGUGUAUUUGACUGAUGGACGUCUGGAUUCAGUGUGGAUGAGCAGAGAUCAGAGCUGCACACCACAGCCACUGCUGGACUCUAAACUCUCUGAAGAGAAAUCCAGACACACACAGAACUCAGAGCUCAGUCUCACUUUACUCGAUUAUACUGAGUCAAAGCCCACAGACACUCAGGACACUACAGUGUGUGACAGUAAACAGAGCUUACAGGAGGAUCAAACCUCCACAGAGUCUCUGGAUUUUGUCUGUAACGCUGGAGAACAGCAGCAGAUCCUGCAGACCACACUGAAGAUGUGUUCAGUUAAACUGGAGGACUGUGGGAACCUGAUGAUGGAGAUAAAAACAGAACCCACAGCAGAUGAAUAUGAAGACAAUCAUAAUGGUCAGGAGUUUAUUAUCUCAGACGUGAAGAGUGAAUCAUGUUGUGAUGGAGAAAUAACGUCCUCAACAUCAGAAGAGCGACUGACAGCACAAACUCAAGAGAAGAAACUUCAUUCAGAAGAGCAAAGAGAGACGAAGAAGAAGCCGUUUAACUGUGAGCAAUGUGGGAAGGAUUUUGAUUUCUUAUUUCAGCUGAAAGGCCACAUGAAGGGACACAGUGGUGAAAAACCUUUCCACUGCAAUGAAUGUGGCAAAUACUACAGCAGCAAAAAAAGUCUUGAUGUUCAUCAGAGACUUCACAAAGAAGAGAAACUGUAUGAGUGUCCUCACUGUGAGAAGAGAUUCAACUACCAAUCCAAUCUGAAUAAACAUGUGUGUUUACACACCAAUGAGAGACCGUAUCAGUGCAGUCAAUGUGGAAAAACCUUCACGCAGUCAUGCUCUUUAAAGUCACACGAAAAAACACACUCUCAAGAGAGACUCUAUCCAUGUUCAUACUGUGAUAAACGUUUUAGGUUUAAAUCUCAUCUGAUAAUCCAUGAGAGAGUUCACACAGGAGAGAAACCUUACGUCUGCAGUGUUUGUAAGAAGGGUUUCAAUCAGCGUCAAAGUUUAGUGAGACACCAGAAAUCUCAUACAGGUUCUCUGAACUAUGUAAUUUGAGAGUUCAUCAGAGACUUCACACUGGAAAGAAGAAACUUCAUCACUGCAGUGUUUGUGGGAAGAGUUUUAAUCGGCGUCAAAGUUUAGUGAGACACCAGAGAACUCAUACAGGUGAAAAACCUUACAAAUGCUCUCAGUGUGAAAAGACAUUUACUUGGUUGAGUUCCUUAAAAAGCCAUGAGAGACGUCAUUCUUCAUCUUCUCUGUUCAAUCUCAUUUCAUAGUUUAUUAAAGAGUUCACACGGGAGAGAAACUUUACCUGUGCAGUGUUUGUGAGAAGAGUUUUAAAGGAGUCGAAUGACUCGAUUUCAGGUUUUCCUUUGUUUUCAGAAUGUUAAGAUUUCUGUGCAUAAAGAAGAUCUAUAAAGUUGCACAAGUUAAAGUUUUUAAACCCAAAAAGAUCUUUUUAAAAGUGAAGCCUCACCAACACCUUUAUAAGCGGCUUAUUCAAACACACCCCUGCAGUUGGACGUCAUACUAAAGUUUGCAUAACACCGCCCUAAUGUAUACGCAAAGAUAGAGGCUGUAAGCUUCAUUCGCACUGUAGUAUUGUUGUUAGGUCCGGUUCUAGAUAUUUGGAGCCCCCCCACACCCCUCUAAUUUUUAGAAUAAUCUGAGAAGUGUUUUUGUACCCUGUAAGAAAUCAUUUAAGCACUACAGUGAUUAAACAUGUUUUCCCCAUUACUUUUCUGUUUUAUCAAGUCAACAAAUUAAAUGUAUGUAAAAAUUUGAUUAGAAAUUAUGCAUGACUACAUGUGUUAAACAUUUUAAGGCAGGUCAAAGUUGUUGUUGUGGAUCCAGUAAUUUAUUUAAAACACCACCUUUUUGGGAUAACACAGGAAAACAGUUUUGCUUUCUCCAAAGAGUAAGAUUAAAAAGACAACACUAAAAACCCUAACUGUAAAAAAAACUGCAGAUGUACACCUUUUUUUAUUUUAGCUGAGUAUGAAGAGCAAUUUUUUUUGAGACCAAAUACUGCUGGUUUGAUCUUAUUUUUGCCCAUCAAACACAGAUGCAUAAGAGGGAAUCCUUGGCAGGGAUGUAGCCCAGAUCAGUGGUCUGCGAGGAAGGCGAAGACUGAUGUCCGCUGGUGCGUCUGGGCCUAACGUCCAAAUCUUUCUAAGCAAAUGUUCAAAUAGACACUAUACUAAUCGACUGCAGAUUUGAAAAUUAUACAUAUAUAUUCUCGACUGAACUAAUCUUAAUGAGCACCUAUUUUAAGAUUCAUCUUUUUAAAACAUCCUUUUGUGUGUAGGUGUGUGUAUUAGUACAUGUUAACAAUAUUUAAAAAGUACAUACCCCAAAGAAAAUGUCUCCAACGUUCUAGGACUACAAAAAACACUCGGAUUGUAGGCAAAAGUUUACUUCCUGGGAUUGGUGAUGUAGACAAGACUAACAUUAUCAUAGUUCAGCCCUCUCUGCUUUGCUUGGUACGCCCUCAAAAAUGGGUGGUGGAGAGCGCUGAAGGGAACGGAAGUGAUGAAUCACGCCGGUAAGAGGCCUUGGAACCAGUUUAUAAGUAAGCAGUCUUUAAUAAAAAAGUUUACUAUAGUAAAAUAAUGUAGAACUAACAAAUGAAAUUGUUUUUAUCAUCAUUUAAAUAAAUAUUUUCUAUGUGCUACAUUUGGUGUUUCCAUAUAGUUUGCACAGUAAUGUUGUACAUUAUAAUUACCUUUUGAAUUUCUUUGCAAAAUCUUUGAGGUAUGUAGGCUAUUUAUAACAAUAAUAAUGCAUUAGUUGAUGUUUUAAUCUCAUAUAUGUACUAUGGUAGACCAAUAUAUUACAAUCAGGUAAUCAUUUUUUAACAAAAUAGGUGCUCUUUAAAAAUACACUUUGUGAACAGGAAACGGUAAUAUUAAGAAACGGCUAUUCCGUCUAUUGAGUUGUUAUGAGAUUCAAAACAGCCGAAAGGGUUACCUGUCAUUCGGCCUUCAAAUCCGUGGUGGAAGAAAGUAGUUCCCCAAAAAGAGGCUUUUAAAAUAACUCCUUUGUUGUUUUCUAUUUUUCUUUUAUUAAACGUGUGCUGUCGAACAAGCGUUUAUUUAAGCACGUAUUUAUUAGUAUAAUAAGUAUUUAAAGUAUAUAUGUAUAUAAAUAAAUACAU